Molecule: messenger RNA, 1424 nt
Organism: Medicago truncatula (barrel medic)
Lineage: Eukaryota; Viridiplantae; Streptophyta; Magnoliopsida; Fabales; Fabaceae
Product: nudix hydrolase 2
Exons: 9
Coding region: 189-1190 (333 amino acids)
Molecular function (GO): ADP-ribose diphosphatase activity; NADH pyrophosphatase activity; NAD binding
Source: RefSeq, a predicted model, not a curated record
CUUUUGGUUUCCCUCAACAACAAACACUACCGUGUCCAAUGUUCCACUUCCUUGUUUGAAUGCAAUCUACUUUUUCUGUUUCAAUUUCAAUUUUCAUCCCAAUCAAAUAAAUACAAUUCCAACCUCAUUCAUUCAAUUUUUCAACCUUCAACUUCAAUACUUUGUUUCACAUUAACAAUAACAACAUCAUGCUUAGAUCGCUUCCAAAAUUCUCAAUUAUCUUCUCUUCAACCAAAAAUUCUCGUUAUCUUGCAAAUGCUACUCAACGCUUUAUAUCUUCAGGUAGAACAAGGAGAAUAAUUACAAGACCCACUUCAAGAGUUAAGAUUGGAGUGACAACGGCUGUUCCUAUUCGAUGCAUGUCAACGGCGGCAGAUGAUCAAGUUCAACGGGUUAAAGUACUAAAAUCAACCGAUGAUAAGUAUGGCGGCGUUAUUGUGGAGCUGGAUCAGCCUAUGGAUUCGACUACAUUCGUCUCAAUUCUUAGAGCUUCGAUUUUACAUUGGAAGCAGAUGGGCAAGAAGGGAGUUUGGAUAAAAUUACCUAUUCAUCUAGUCGGUCUUGCUGAAGGCUUAGUUAAGGAAGGUUUUUGGUUUCACCAUGCAGAACCAAAGUAUUUGAUGCUUGUGUAUUGGAUUCCUGAAAGUCCAAAUACUAUUCCUGCAAAUGCCACACACAGGGUUGGCAUCGGUUCAUUUUUAAUGAAUGAAAAACACGAGGUACUAGUUGUUCGAGAAAAUAGUGGACUAUUUCAGGGAACAGGAGUCUGGAAAUUUCCUACGGGAGUUGUUGAUCAGGGAGAAGAUAUUUGUGUAGCAGCAGUAAGAGAGGUCAAAGAAGAGACAGGAGUUGAUUCAGAAUUUCUUGAAGUAUUAGCAUUCAGACAAAGUCAUAAUUCAUUCUUUGAGAAGUCAGAUUUGUUCUUUUUGUGUCAUCUGCGGCCCCUUUCUUCUGACAUCCAAAUGCAGAACUCAGAGAUAGAGGGUGCUCAGUGGAUGCCAUUUAUGGAAUACGCGGCUCAGCCAUUCGUCCAAAAGAGUGAUAUUUUGAAGUUCAUAAACGAUAUUUGUUUGGCUAAGAUCGAUGGGCAAUAUUCUGGAUAUACACCUGUAUCUACAUUAUCAAACUUCUCAGAGCAGCAAAAUUAUAUGUACUUGAAUGCUGGAGCAUUGAAAAGGUCCAACUCUUGAAAAGCAUUAGCAAAGGUUAAACAACUAGAUAGGAUAUUCAAUCUCUGUUACAUUGUGAUGUUUGAUUCAUUAAAUGAACAAUGUUGGUCUUCAUCGGGUAAAUCACAUUGAUUUACCAUUAGCACUGGUUUUGUCAUUGAAAGCAAUUGUAGUGGUAAUCAAAUUUAGUUUUUUAAACAUGGUUAGAGAGAAGUUAAACAAUCAAUAAAGUAUACAUGGUCAUUUUUGUGGUAA